AAAGAAACGAGCCAGGCUUCAUCGGUUUCUUUCAGUCGUCUACACCAGAACCAACCACAAGAUGAAAUUGUCCCUGUUCUUCUUCCUCUCGAAUCUUCUAAUUGCCGAUGCCUUUGUGGUUCCCCGGCACCACGAGGCAAACCCGCGGCAAUCUCCGGCAGGGAUUCUCCGGCCCCGGUCGCUGGCCCGAGCCGCGAGAAAGAAGGCGGCCUCUCGGGAAGAGGAGGAAGGCAGCGGCACCACCGGUGCCGAGGACGCCUCCAGGAAGGCCGCCCUCCGGGGCGUCCUGGGCCAGAUCGAGCGGACCUACGGCCGGGGAUCCGUGGUCCGCCUGGGGGACGCCUCCCACAUGGCGGUCGAGGCGACGCCGACCGGCUCGCUGACCCUGGACGUGGCGCUCGGCGGGGGGGGAUACCCGAAGGGGCGGGUGGUGGAGAUCUACGGCCCCGAGUCCUCCGGGAAGACGACCCUGGCCCUCCACGCGAUCGCCGAGUGCCAGAAGAGGGGCGGGACGGCAGCCUUUGUGGACGCCGAGCACGCCCUCGAUCCCGUCUACGGUGCGUUGCGAUUGCGAUUGCGAUUGUGUUGCGUUGCGUGUUGGCAUCCAUUCGUGGGGUUUGUGUUGCGUUGUGUUGCAUCGGGACUGCCUUUUGCAGCGUUUCGCGUCUUGCGUGGGAUUGUAUGAGUGACACUCUAUAAACAUUUCUUUCUCGACUAGGAUUCACAAACACAAUUCUGCUUUCGUUCUGCGCAACGAUGUUCGCAUUCCAACCAACCGACCAACCCAUUGCCGUGUGCCCCGUGUUGUUGUUUUUUUUCCUUCUCUCUCUCUCUCUCUCUCUCUCUUCCCACAGCCAAUUCCCUGGGCAUCGACGUCGACGACCUGCUGGUGAGCCAGCCCGACUGCGGGGAAAUGGCCCUCGACAUUGUCGACAAGCUGGUGCGGUCGGCGGCCGUCGACGUCAUCGUGGUGGACAGCGUCGCCGCCCUGGUCCCGCGGGCCGAGCUCGAGGGGGACAUGUCCGACUCGCAGAUCGGCCUGCAGGCCCGGCUCAUGUCCAAGGCGAUGCGGAAGAUCACCGGGUCGCUCGCCCUCAGCAAGUGCACGGUGAUUUUUCUGAACCAGCUGCGCUCCAAGGUCGGGGUCAUCUACGGGUCCCCCGAGGUGACUUCGGGGGGGAACGCUCUCAAGUUCUACUCGUCCGUCCGCCUCGACACCCGCCGGAAGGAGGUCCUCCCCGAGAACGCCGGGAUCCGCGUCAAGGUCAAGGUCGUCAAGAACAAGGUGGCGGCGCCCUUCCAGAUCGUCAUGCUCGACAUACUCUUCGGGACCGGGAUCGAUUCGGAGGGGUGCGUCCUCGACGCGGCCCUCGACCUGGGGAUCGUGGAGCGGAGGGGGAGCUGGUUUUCCUACCGGGGGGAGAACCUGGCCCAGGGCCGGCACAACGCGCUGGAAUGCCUCAAGGCCAACGCCGAGCUGUAUUCCUCCAUGGAGGGGAACGUCCGCACGUCCCUGGCCGGCCUCGGAAGCGAGGAUCCGGAGACCGAAACCGGUGCUUCCGACGACCUUGUGCCCGGUGGGGCUUCCGGUGUGCCCCCGGUAGAGAUUUCGGCGGAGGGAUUCGAGUAAGCGGGCGCAACGAAUCUCAUCGACGUCCG
This is a messenger RNA of Pseudo-nitzschia multistriata, 1659 nucleotides long. The record is from the annotation of a GenBank genome assembly. Lineage: Eukaryota; Bacillariophyta; Bacillariophyceae; Bacillariales; Bacillariaceae.